UUUCAUCAUCCCACAAGGCUAAUAGAUAAUCUUCGGGCUGCCAUGCCCAGCAGUAAUGUUGCACCUGCAAUGCGACAGCCACCUUUUCGCUCGACGUGGCUCGACAUCAACCUUCAAGUCCUCCUCCGCAUCGUAGCUGUCGCGCACGUUGUGGUCGCCCCGUACACAAAGGUCGAGGAGAGCUUCAAUGUUCAGGCAGUGCAUGAUUGGUUAUUCUUGGGUCUGGGCCGCAUCAAUGAGUGGGACCACAUCCUCUUCCCGGGAGCGGUCCCUCGCAGCUUCAUUCCCUCUCUUCUUCUCAGCCUCCUCUCUUAUCCUUUCCUCCUGCUAGGCAGAUUCGCAGGCUUCAUCACGACGAGCGCAGACGCCCAACUCCUGGUACGCUGCAUCCUUGCUCUAUGCUGGGCGGAAGCUGCCCUCUUCUUUGCUCGCCGUGUGGCAGGAGCGUUGGACCUUCGAGCCUUCACGCAAGGCGACUCAGCCAGGGAGAGGAAGCUACGCAGCUGGCUCCACAGACUGACCUUGGUCUUCCAUCUGGUGCAGUUCCGCAUCCCAUUCUAUGCCGGUCGCCCAUUGCCGAAUAGCUUCGCCAUGCCUUUGGUCCUCGUUGCUCUCGGCUUGGCCCUCCCUCGAGGUCUUCCUCACGAAAAACAGCAACUAGCUGGCGUAGCCCUUCUCAUCUUCACGUCCCUCGUCAUCCGGCUAGAGUGCCUGGCCCUCGUAGGCGCGCUAGGGCUGUACCACUUGCAUUCCCGCCUAUUCUCCUACCGCAGCGAAUGGGACCCCCACCCGGUCGAAAGCAUCGCCAAACUCGCUGGCAUAUCCCAAGCAGCCGCCACCCUCUCCGCGGGAUGGACGGCUCUCAUGGAUCGAUGGAUGUGGCGCGUAGGCAUGGACACGAAUUGGACGUGGCCCGAGUUGGAGGCCGGGCUCUUCAAUGUUGUGCAGGGCAAGAGUGUCGAAUGGGGCAUCGAGCCAUGGUCCUUCUACUUCACGUCGGCGCUGCCGGGACUGUUGUUAGGUCUGACACCGCUGGCUGUGGGUGGCGCAGGGGCGGCUGUGUGGGCAGCGACGAGAGGGCCGUCGUCUGAAUCAGCCUCAGGUCCUCCUGCGACGUCAAACACCCUCCAGCAAGGCAGAUCCGCUCCCUCCCCCGCCGCGGCGAGGAGCAAACGUAUCAAUGAGGUUCUGGCUCAACGGGAAGCAGGCCGAAUUCCACCUUUGGCCCUCCUAUGGGUCUCUGCAGUACAAGUCGGUCUACUUUCGCUGCUCAAACAUAAGGAGUGGAGAUUCAUCGUCUACGUGGGCCCGUGCUUGAAUGUCCUCGCGGCAUUGGCGGCAGCUUUAUUGCUCUUCCCAGCAACAAAACUAGGCUCCUCUUCCUCGUCAAGCCCUGUCCUCCUACUGCGUCGUCUUUUGCCCCUGACUCUUACCCUCCUCACCCUAGCACUCACCCUCCUCGGGCUAGGUACAAGCUCAUCCAAUUACCCAGGGGGGGAAGCUCUACGCUGGCUGCACGAGACCCAUCCGGCAACGAGCGGCGCAAGAGUACACAUCGACGUACCCCCGGCCAUGACUGGCGUCAGCCUCUUCCAGUCAUUGCACCACUCCUCGCAUCAUAACAGCCGGGGCGCAUUUGGGCUGUCCUUCUUGCCGGGUGUUUUGCCUCCUUCAACUGCAGAGGAACGAGCCGUGUGGACGUACGAUAAGCAGGAGAAUCUGGACCGAUCACUGCUCGAGAUCUGGGGUGAAUUCGACUGGGUGAUCAGCGAGGUUCCCUGUGAUCAGGUAGUGGAGGGCAGAAAAGGGAAGGAGGGCUUUGUAGAGGAGGCAAGCUUUUCAGAGCAUGCCGGCUUGAGCAUUGUCAGGCGGCCGACGAUCGCUGCGAUCAGGGCGAUACAAGGCAAGGGCGCAACAUGGAGGCGAAACCUCGUCAACUACAUAGGUGAGGUCCUCCUGCCUCGCCUGCCCAAGGUGGCAGGGUACAGGCUCGCCCUCGUCAGUACAGCGCCGCUUGAGCAAGGAGCGGAGGGAUUGCCUGUACGAACAGAGAGCCUGGCGCUCAUUCGCAGUGCGAAAGGGAGAAAAGCAGGAGACGAAGUGCAAGUAGUUGCAGCACUCGGUGUCAAGAGAAGGGAGCGGGUUUGGGUCUGUCGUCGCGUCGCGUAGUCUACAUCAGCAUUACCAGCUUCGAGCAAUAGAAGUCCCUCUGCGCGCCCCUCUACCUGCGCAACGGCACUCCCAACAAAUCUACCCUCGUCCUACUCCACACGUCAUGUCCUCUCGGUUCGUCCUCCGCGUUGACUUGUUGCUCUAGCUCAGCGCGCGAUAAUGGCAGGAUGGUAAGCUUGGCUGCUUUCCCCUCCUCUUGCGAUUGUCCCUCGUCCCCUCCACCUGCAGCCGGUCCAGGGUUGAUCACGAUGGUCCCGUCGACAAUCUUUGCGAAUGGGGCUAGGGAGCAAGAAGGCAGUAAGAGGACGUCAGGCGUGACUGACUGCCAGAGGGCGAGGUGUUGGUGUGGCAGGGAGAGG
This is a messenger RNA of Jaminaea rosea, 2531 nucleotides long. RefSeq lists its product as hypothetical. The coding region runs from base 43 to 2169 and encodes 708 amino acids. The transcript has 3 exons. Gene Ontology annotation, cellular component: endoplasmic reticulum membrane. Gene Ontology annotation, molecular function: alpha-1,6-mannosyltransferase activity. The record is from RefSeq and is a predicted model, not a curated record. NCBI's taxonomy places the organism in Eukaryota, Fungi, Basidiomycota, Exobasidiomycetes, Microstromatales. Gene Ontology annotation, biological process: protein N-linked glycosylation.